AUGGGAUCAUCAACUUCUAAACAGAGUGGUAGGAAACUAGCUAAAUCAAUAACUGAAAAUAAUUUGAAAAGAACUUCAAAUAUAAAUCAAUUACCAAGAAAUGAAAUACUAAAAGAAGAACCCGAAAAACAAGUAGCUGAUGAAAGCUUAAAUCAAUCAAAUUCGCAAUCAUUUAGAUCAUCUUCUAACUUUGAUGCUGGUUAUCUACUGAAGAAAUUAAAUAAAAAUCAAAAGAUAGCUGAAGGUAGAGACGGUUUAGAUCCGCAUGAACAAGGAACUUCAACUUAUGACCAAAGUUUCAUAAAUUCAAUUAAUAAAUUAGGUUCACAAAUUAAAACUAUUGAUAUAAAUCCAAUUAGAGAUGAAAAAAAUUCAAUAGCUAUAAAUCAAUUAAAACAUAGACAAAUAUUGUAUAAAAAAGGUGAAGAAGAAAUUAAACUGCAUAAUCCAAAUGAAAAGAAGACAAUGGUUCAUCCUCAAACUUUAACUUCUAUAUUAAAGGAUUUAAAUGAUCCAAAAGUAAGUAAUGAAACAAUUUUGAAAGACUACAACCUAGAUUCAAAUUUUUUAAAAGAAUUGGGUGAUAGAUUUGAAGUACCUACUCAUGAAGUACCAAUACAAGAUGCUGUUAAACCUGGUGAUUUAGGUCAUAAUAAAUUAGGUCGUACAUUGGAUCAACAUGAACAAGAACAAUUAAAAAAGCAACAACCACAUUUACAAAAUGAUCAACAACCAGAUGAAAGUACAAAUGAAUCAUUUAAGAAAUUAAAACUGAGAAUUAGUCUUGAUGAUUAA
Insectozyma verbasci is the source of this 795-nucleotide messenger RNA. The record is from the annotation of a GenBank genome assembly. Lineage: Eukaryota; Fungi; Ascomycota; Pichiomycetes; Serinales; Debaryomycetaceae.